AAAUUAUUUGCAAUUCAUUUUGCAAUUGCAUUGAUGUGGAUGCUCUAAGGCCUCUAGUUGGCAAAAAAAUUACAUGAUCUAUGCCCCCAAUCAACUCUGUCAUAUGCUCAGGUCAAAUCCAACUUCACUGCAAAGUAGCACUUCUUUAUAUUAUUCAAGGUUUUCAAACCUGUAUUUGACCGGCCGGUUCAACUGGGUCCGAUCAAAACCAUCCAUCUAAAUGGUUGGACGGAAAAAUUCAGAAUCGGAUUAAACAAGUCAAAUCGGGUUAAACCAGUUAAAAUCGGGUGAUCUAACCAGUCAAAAUCGGGGUUGGAGAUGAUUAUUGAUAAUUUUGUAGUAUAAGUUUCUUUUGAAAAUAUGCCAAAGCUCAAGUUUUUCCUCUGGAGGAUGCUACUUCGGAUUCUGCCGGUUCGGGAGGACUUACAGCGACAUGGUCUUGAUGUUCCCACCCUUUGUCCAAUUUGCGAUUCUGGUGAGGGGGAGUCUCUUGAACAUCUGUUUAUUCGUUGUCCUGUGGCUAUUCGCCUUCGUGAUGCAAUUGGCCUUUCUCUACCUCUGAAUUUUGAUUCUUCUUACCAUUUCGCUCUCUUGUGGCGUCUUUUAUUAUGCCAUGAUGCCCCAUAUAUUAUCUCUGAUUGGCUUAUCCUCUGUUGGCGUCUUUGGAAAGGGCGUAAUAAUGUUGUGUUCUCUCCUUAUGCCCAAUUCACUGUUCCUGUUUUCCGUCGUCAAUUCCUUUCCCAUCGUGAUUCCAACCGCCUUGCCAUUGUUUCUCCUGCUCCUCCACCUCUUUUGCCGUCACGCAACAGGGCUUCAUCGGCAGUUUUAAGCGGUGCUUUUCAAGGCCUUCGAUUGGCAGUUGAUGGAGCCACUUCUUCCCAUCAGUCUGGUGCCAUUGGUAUUGUCGGUCUUACAGGCGUUAUUCCGACAUUUGCUUUUGGUUCAUUUAUUCGGGGAGUGUCUAAUCCUGGCUUGGUUGAGUUGCUCGCUAUACAAGAGGCACUAUAUUUGCUGCAACGGUGGCAUUGGCAUGAUCGGGACCUGUUGCUUACAGGAGAUGCCCAAGUGGUCAUUGACAAACUAGUUUCGGGUAAUUUAUCGGAUGCACGUGCUGGUGCAAUUUAUUCAGAGGUUCAUGCGUUACUAGUCCAAUUGCCAAAGGUUGUUUUACAAUUUAUGCCUCGAAAUGCGAAUCGGGCUGCCCAUUUAGUGGCGCAACAUGCCUUACGCUUUCCUGGAUUACCUCCAUUGUUAUUUGAUUUCUGUUACUUGUUUUAUUAUGUCCGUUGAUAAGUGAGUGUGCCGAUCUGUUGUGGCUACCCUUAUCCUUGCCUUGUAAAUAUACCAAGAUUUCAAUGACAAAAAAAAAGUUUCUUCUGAAAAAAUAAUUUGGUAAUAUAUGAAUGUAGAUUAGUGAGAUUGUUCUAAAAUAUGUCAAUAUAUGCACAAUCUAUUUGGUAUUAGAGAUUUUUUCACAUAUUAUGUGAAAACGACUUUAAUUAGUUGAACUUAAUCCAAUUAUUAAACCUGAAACCACUUGUCAAACUGGUUUCAUGAGUAAUUCAGUUUGACAACCUUGAUAUUAUUGCAUUUCUUCAUGUAUUAUUUAUUAAAGCACUAAAAGUCAUACCCUGAUUGGUUUAACUGAGUUGUUGGGAGAGGUUUUAAAAGUCCGGACACUAUGUGCUUAACAGAACAGAUGCGAGUCACCGGAAUUCGAAUAUCACAGAAGGUUCUGAUACAAUGUUAAUAACGAGCUGAUCCCAAUAAACCGAAUUGUUGGCAUAUGUUAAAUUAUGUGUUUUCAUCACUGCUUAAGGAGUGUUUUAUUUUGUACUUUAUUAGUUUUUCUUCUCCAAUGAGGGAGGUUUUAGGUAGGGAUGGCAACAAAACCCGAACUCAUGGGUACCCUACCCGAUCCAACCCGGUCAACACGGAUAAAACUCGUGUUUGGGUUUAAACCCGAUUACUAUUCACUGGGUUGGGUUUGGGUUUAGGUAAACCCGCCCCACGGGUACCCGCCCAUACCCAUAUAAUUAAUUUUCCCGGUUUAUUUAAUAUUCUAAACAAUUAAUCUUCUUUAUGUGUUGUGAAGACAUGUCUAAUUUUUUCUUUCUAAUUGUCUAGAAUGAAGUUAAUAUUAUUGAGUGGAGAGUGAAUAAUCUUAAUUGACAAGGAGGAAGAAGCUUUCAAUUAAUCAUAUUGUUUAUGGAUAAUUUGUGAUUUGCUUCAAUUUUCUCGAGUUUUCUAGAUUGGCGGUGAACAAUUUGUAUGACUAAUUUGUUAUUUGCUUGAAUUUUCUAGAAUGGUGUUUUAUAUAUGGAUAAUUUGUAUUGAGAGAUUGAUAUUUGACUUUUAUUUUGAUUAAAACUUGUGAUUGUAAAUUUUUUACGACAAAAACCAAUGGGUACCCAUCAACCUGCGGAUAUCCAGCGGGUUGGGUUGGGUUUGAGUUUUUCAAACCCAGUGGGUCCGGGUUGUUUCACGGAUAAACCAAUGUGUUUGGGUUUGGCAAAACCCGACCCAACCCGACCAGCGACGGAUCUAGGGGGCCGCCCCCGGGUCACGGCGCAGCCUUCCUCGAUCCGGAGCUAGUAUAGCACUUAUAAAUUUUCGAUUUUUGG
Messenger RNA from Linum trigynum, 2624 nucleotides. The record is from the annotation of a GenBank genome assembly. Lineage: Eukaryota; Viridiplantae; Streptophyta; Magnoliopsida; Malpighiales; Linaceae.